Messenger RNA from Molossus molossus (Pallas's mastiff bat), 3364 nucleotides. It is a transcript of the gene HIC1, whose product is annotated as HIC ZBTB transcriptional repressor 1. The coding region runs from base 366 to 2510 and encodes 714 amino acids. Gene Ontology annotation, cellular component: nucleus. Gene Ontology annotation, biological process: regulation of transcription by RNA polymerase II. Gene Ontology annotation, molecular function: RNA polymerase II cis-regulatory region sequence-specific DNA binding; protein binding; DNA-binding transcription factor activity, RNA polymerase II-specific. Lineage: Eukaryota; Metazoa; Chordata; Mammalia; Chiroptera; Molossidae. The record is from RefSeq and is a predicted model, not a curated record. The transcript is spliced from 2 exons.
ACAUCUGGGAGGGUGAACUUGCGAAUAGGCCCCCCUCCCGGGUCCAGCUGCGCAUCUGCGAGCCUCCAGCCCAGGUGCGCGGGAGGGAGGUCGUGGCGGUGUCGCGCAAAGCCCCGCGCUGCCGCGAGGUGGCGCCAUAACUGCAGCAGAGCCUGCCGGCCCGGGCCGCUCCAGAUAAGAGUGUGCGGAAAGCGCGGCGGGGCUGAGACGCGACCAGGACGCGGGGAGGACGGACCAGCAGGACAGACCGACCGGGGGCCUGGCGGGCGGAGGGCAGCGCAUCGCAGCCACGUCCCCCCUGGAUCCGCCGGCAGCCGGGCCCGGGGCUUCCGACAUGCCCCCCAGGAGAUUGUGCUGGGCAGACAAUGCUGGACACGAUGGAGGCGCCCGGCCACUCGAGGCAGCUGCUGCUGCAGCUCAACAACCAGCGCACCAAGGGCUUCUUGUGCGACGUGAUCAUCGUGGUGCAGAACGCCCUCUUCCGCGCGCACAAGAAUGUGCUGGCGGCCAGCAGCGCCUACCUCAAGUCCCUGGUGGUGCAUGACAACCUGCUCAACCUGGACCAUGACAUGGUGAGCCCGGCCGUGUUCCGCCUGGUGCUGGACUUCAUCUACACAGGCCGCCUGGCUGAUGGCGCAGAGGCCGCGGCGGCGGCGGCCGUGGCUCCGGGGACCGAGCCGAGCCUGGGAGCUGUGCUGGCCGCCGCCAGCUACCUGCAGAUCCCUGACCUCGUGGCGCUGUGCAAGAAGCGCCUCAAACGCCACGGCAAGUACUGCCACCUGCGGGGCGGCGGCGGUGGUGGCGGUGGCUAUGCACCAUACGGGCGGCCAGGUCGGGGUCUGAGGGCCGCCACGCCCGUCAUCCAGGCAUGCUACUCGUCCUCAGCCGGGCCUCCGCCGCCGCCCAGUGCCGAGCCGCCGUCGGGCCCCGAGGCUGCAGUGAACACGCACUGCGCUGAGUUGUACGCCUCGGGCCCGGGCCCGGCCGCUGCACUCUGCGUCCCGGAGCGCCGCUGCUCUCCGCUUUGCGGCCUGGACCUGUCCAAGAAAAGCCCGCCAGGUUCCGCGCCUCCUGAGCGGCCCCCGGUCGAUCGUGAGCUGCCUCCGCGCCCAGACAGCCCUCCCAGCGCCGGCCCCGCAGCCUACAAGGAGCCUCCGCUCGUCCUGCCGCCGUUGCCGCCACUGCCCUUCCAGAAACUGGAGGAGGCCAUACCGCCUCCGGAUCCGUUCCGUGGCGGCGGCGGCAGUCCGGGACCCGAGCCCCCCGGCCGCCCUGACGGGCCCAGCCUCCUCUACCGCUGGAUGAAGCACGAGCCAGGCCUGGGCAGCUACGGCGAUGAGCUAGGCCGGGAGCGCGGUUCUCCCAGCGAGCGCUGCGAAGAGCGCGGCGGGGACCCGGCCACUUCUCCCGGGGGAACUCCGCUCGGCCUGGCGCCGCCGCCGCGCUACCCGGGCAGCCUGGAUGGGCCUGGCACAGGCGGCGACGGCGACGACUACAAAAGCAGCAGCGAGGAGACUGGCAGCAGCGAGGACCCCAGCCCGCCCGGCGGCCACCUCGAGGGCUACCCAUGUCCCCACCUGGCUUAUGGUGAACCUGAGAGCUUCGGCGACAACCUGUACGUGUGCAUCCCAUGCGGCAAGGGCUUUCCCAGCUCGGAACAGCUGAAUGCGCAUGUGGAGGCGCACGUGGAGGAGGAGGAGGCGCUAUAUGGCAGGGCCGAGGCGGCUGAGGUAGCGGUGGGAGCCGCCGGCCUCGGGCCCCCGUUUGGAGGAAGUGGGGACAAGGUCACUGGAGCUCCCGGCGGACUGGGCGAACUGCUGCGGCCCUACCGCUGUGCGUCGUGCGACAAGAGCUAUAAGGACCCGGCCACGCUGCGGCAGCACGAGAAGACCCACUGGCUUACUCGGCCCUAUCCAUGCACCAUCUGCGGGAAGAAGUUCACACAGCGCGGGACCAUGACUCGUCACAUGCGCAGCCACCUGGGCCUCAAGCCCUUCGCGUGCGACGCGUGUGGCAUGCGCUUCACGCGCCAGUACCGCCUCACGGAGCACAUGCGCAUCCACUCGGGAGAGAAGCCCUACGAGUGCCAGGUGUGCGGCGGUAAGUUCGCACAGCAACGCAACCUCAUCAGCCACAUGAAGAUGCACGCCGUAGGUGGCGCGGCCGGCGCGGCUGGAGCGCUGGCGGGGCUGGGGGGGCUACCCGGUGUCCCCGGCCCUGAUGGCAAGGGCAAGCUCGACUUCCCCGAGGGCGUCUUUGCUGUGGCCCGCCUCACGGCUGAACAGCUGAGCCUGAAGCAGCAGGACAAGGCGGCGGCGGCUGAGCUGCUGGCACAGACCACGCACUUCCUGCACGACCCCAAGGUGGCGCUGGAGAGCCUCUACCCGCUGGCUAAGUUCACCGCAGAGCUGGGCCUCAGCCCUGACAAGGCAGCUGAGGUGCUGAGCCAGGGAGCGCACCUGGCUGCGGGGCCCGAUGGCAGGACCAUUGACCGUUUCUCCCCCACCUAAAGCGCCCCAUGUCUGUCCGCCUCGUGGUCGCGGCGUGGCCUCUGGCCGGUACCCGCAGGGAGCGGCGGGACCAGCGAGUAGGCAAACCGCGCCUGGACAAGUAUAGUAGCAGCGGCAGCGUUACCACAGUGGCGGCCCCACCUCUCUGCGGCCUCACCUGGCCUCACUGCUUUGUGCCUUAGCCCGGGGAUGGGGGUGAGGGGAAAACCUCGGGACGGGGGUGGGUUGGGGGAAGGGAGAUUUAUAUUUUUGAUAUCAGCUUUGACCAAAGGAGACCCCCGGCCCUCUCCGCCUCUUCCUGUGGUUCGUUGGCCCCCCUCCCCCGGCUCCGUGCUGCUCUUGGGGGUAGGGGUGUCACUGUUGGGGCGCUCCCAGCCCUACCUCCGGCCCUUGCGACCACACCCAUUCUCACUGUGAAUCUCCCCGCUGGGGUCGGAGCGUUGGGCAGAGUUGGGGAGCUGGGAGGGGACUGAGCCGGCCGGAGGGCCCCCUGCCCCCCCGCUCCCGCCCACCCCGGGACUGAUAAUGUGAAGUUCCUCAUUUUGCACAAGCGGCACUAGCCCCAGGGCCAACCCUUCCCUCCCUCAGAAGUCAGAGGGCUGCGACAGCCCAGGUCUACCCAGUCUCCCACUCCUGCGGUGUCCCUUCCUCCCUUCCCCGAGGCCCCGGACCAUAUUUAUUGCAUGCGCCCCGGGCAGCCCCAUACCCCGAGCCCAGGCUGGGCUGGGCUGGAACGUGGUCUCUUUAGCUCUCUCCUCCUUUUUUGUAUAUUUUCUACCUUGUACACAGGCUCUUCCAGAGCCGCUUCCAUUUUCUAUACUCGAACCAAACAGCAAUAAAGCAGUAACCAAGGA